This is a messenger RNA of Cladophialophora psammophila CBS 110553, 393 nucleotides long. RefSeq names its product hydroxyisourate hydrolase. Bases 1 to 393 code for a protein of 130 amino acids. Gene Ontology annotation, molecular function: hydroxyisourate hydrolase activity. The record is from RefSeq and is a predicted model, not a curated record. Gene Ontology annotation, biological process: purine nucleobase metabolic process. The transcript has a single exon. NCBI's taxonomy places the organism in Eukaryota, Fungi, Ascomycota, Eurotiomycetes, Chaetothyriales, Herpotrichiellaceae.
AUGGCCUCUCCCAUCACCUGCCAUGUUCUCAACACCCUGUCCGGAACUCCUGCGUCCGGCCUCAAAGCGACAUUGACACUUCUCUCGCCCGACGGCAGCACAUCUGCCCAGCCUACAGUCAGCUUCGCUGCCGUCACAAAUGAAGACGGGCGUGUCAAAGAUUGGGAGCAAUCUGCCGGCAGGAGUGUGUCGGAUGUUAUGGAAAGGUACAGCCACGGAGAGCGAAUCGCUUGGAGCAUCAAGUUCGAGGUCGGUGCGUGGUAUGAAGAGAAGGGCAUCGAAAGCUUCUGGCCCGAGGUCGAAGUGAAAUUCUAUGUUAAAAAGGGCGAGCGGCAUUACCAUGUGCCCGUAUUGGUCGGACCUUGGACCUACACGACCUACAGAGGAUCUUGA